GUUCAAGGCCUGGGUCCCACCUUUAAGCUGACACUUCACCUACAGAAUACCUCAACAGCUCGGCCAGCACUGGGGCUGCAGGUCUGCUUCCUGUACAAUGAGGCACUCUAUGCCCUGCCCCGGGCCUUCUUCAAGGUCCCUUUGCUGGUGCCAGGACUCAGUUACCCACUGGAGACCUUUGUGGAGAGUCUCAAUAGCAAGGGCAUUUCAGACAUGAUCAAGGUGCUGGUGCUCCGGGAAGGCCAGAGUGCACCCCUGCUGAGUGCUCACAUCAACAUGCCUGUGAGUGAGGGGAUGGCAGCUGCCUGAGCUCUGGGCCAGCAUUUAAGCCUCCACAGAAUGGAGCCAGCCAGAUCCACGACUUCCGGUGCCCCCCAGGCUACGUCCCCACACAGCAGUGUAGUGGCAUCCGCUUUCUGUGCCUCUCUGAAAGAGUCCCUGCUCCCUACCCUUGCCACCGGGCCUGAUCCACAAGACAGAGAGUGCUCAGAGUCAGCUCCUGCUCCCUGGUAUCCCUCCAGAGCACUGACCCAUGAUUCCUGCUGCCUACCACCCUCCCCAGCUCUUUAAAGAAAUCUCAGGUCCUAAGAAGAGACCUGAGGUGAUCAAGGUGAGCAGAGGCCCCACCCUUCCUUACUCCACUCAUCUGUUUCAGAUCAAGGCUGCAACUGCUCGAGGUCUUGGCUGCAGCUGCCCUGUUGCCCUUUAAGAUUGCAGGGGGCAUGGUUUCUGCCAGCUUAUCUUGCAGACACAUGCGCUAAGCUCCCUCAUGAAAAAAGGGCUCCACUUUUACCUUGCAGUCCAGGAGACACAGGGCUGUGUCCACAAGUCUUAGACCAGCCACAAAGAUUGACGGAGGAGGUGGUGCAAGAGGUAGAGGGGAUCCCUGUGAGGAGCUAGUGGUCCCAGCCCCAGCCAAAGCUCCCACACAGCAGCUGCUCCUGACCCGAACACUUGCGUCCAGAGCAUCAUUCCUGAAAUGGAAUACCAGGCUAGAUAGCAGAGCUAGGGCUGAUGGCACCAGGAAGACCUGGGAACUGGUACCUGGGAAGUGGCCCAAGAAGUGGUGCCCACAAGUACCUGUCAGGAUGCACUUAGGCCCAAAACACAAGAUGGUCCAGAGGGUCGAAUGUUUCUGUGCAGUAGCCAGAAUGUGCACGAGGUCCCUGAAAAGAUACACAUGAGUGGUAUGGAAUGAAGCUGAAGGCUAAAUGAAGAUGUGUUUAGAUUCCAAGUGCCAGCAGCCUCUGGCCCUCUUCAAAGACCAUUCUGAACCACUUGAGAACCAGGAGCGCUGUUCCAUGGAGACCAACAUUUUCUCGUGUCUGACCAGGUUCAGCCUGGCGUGUGGCACAGGUAUUAUGUGAGGGGUGCUGUGCUGUCACAUGUUGUGUAUUGGGUCAGAUGACAUCCCAGUCCCUUUCACCCCAGUCCAGCUGUAAGAUCAGAACAAAGCAUUUGGUGUGCACUGUCUCCAUAGCUGUUUAUGAUGAUACAAGGGAGAGACACAUGCCCAGGCCCUACCAAGUAACAGUGUUAUUCUAUGCACUGGUUGGUAAGAAAUGUGUGGCUGGGCUGGUGAUGGCGUUCACUUUUAAUCCCAGCAAGGGUAGGCAGAUCUCUGUGAGUUCGAGGCCUGCCAGGACAGCUGUUAUUAAAGAAACCCUGUCUUGAAAAGAACCAGGGGUGGGGGGUGGGAAGAAAUGUGUGUCCUACUCCUUAUGGACACAAAGGAACAUGAGCAUAAACAGCAGAGUGCCCAGUACACACAGGAGUGAGAACGCUAAGAAAUUGUGAACAUUAAGGAUGAGAAGAGUCUAUCUGUUUUCAUAAUACUUCAUUUGAAACAUACACCUAUGUAGUGAUCUGGAAUAGACUAUUUAAUACAAAAUAAAUGCCUUCCCAUUCCACAGGA
Messenger RNA from Cricetulus griseus (Chinese hamster), 1915 nucleotides. The record is from RefSeq and is a predicted model, not a curated record. Lineage: Eukaryota; Metazoa; Chordata; Mammalia; Rodentia; Cricetidae.